This is a messenger RNA of Osmia lignaria (orchard mason bee), 3476 nucleotides long. Its product is annotated as U3 small nucleolar RNA-associated protein 25 homolog. The record is from RefSeq and is a predicted model, not a curated record. Gene Ontology annotation, molecular function: U3 snoRNA binding; rRNA binding. Gene Ontology annotation, cellular component: nucleolus; small-subunit processome. Gene Ontology annotation, biological process: maturation of SSU-rRNA from tricistronic rRNA transcript (SSU-rRNA, 5.8S rRNA, LSU-rRNA). NCBI's taxonomy places the organism in Eukaryota, Metazoa, Arthropoda, Insecta, Hymenoptera, Megachilidae.
UCGGGUGUUAACAGUACAAAAAACAGAAAGAAACAUCGGAAAGAAGUCUGAAUUCUUAAUCUUUGACAUUAAUUUGGCGUUGUUUCCAAAAAUACGCGAGUUGAAAAUUUUUACUCCCGCCGCGAAUGCACAAUAAGUGUAGAACAGCAGAAUCUAAAUUAUUUUCUCUUUUAUAUUGUUAAGUUCCUAAACAUUAUUAGUACUGUUUUUAGUACUGUUUUACACAAUUUGCUGUUUUUAAUUUAAUAACAUCCUUCUUGAGCAUCGUAAUAUUAUUCGUGUUUAGACCUAUUCGUGUACUUGCUUAGGUAUCGGCCGAUAGCCGAUUACUUUAUGAUUUGCCGCGUAAAUCUCUCAUUCGUUUUUCGUAUUCUUUAUUAUCCCGUUUCGAAUACCUGCUUCGUGAUAAGCAAUUAUUCGGUCCGUAAUAAGCAUGCCAUUAGUUGAAUGCAAUAAUUGAGGUGACGCUUGAAUCAUGGGCUGUUUUACCGAUGCGCAAUUCGGAGUUUGGCCUCGCUAUCUAUCGGCAAGUAAUGGAAACUAGACAACAAAAUUUAUUGAGUAGUUUCCGCCAUUUUUGUAUAGAUAGUGCUAGUAUCGAAUUUAAAAAUAUUUAAUUUAUGGCGGUCUUUUUAAAGUACAAGUCGAACUGAUUUUGACUGAUCGAAUUUAAGAUUAUUUUUUCAUUGGCAACUUAAUUUUGCAAUUACAAAUUCAAGACCCCUCGGAAAUAAAAGCAUAUUCAGCCUUGUUGGAUCUGUAGUCACUGCUGAAGCAUAAGACUGUAGAGCCAUGUAGAACUAACCUAAAUUUACUAAAUAAAUACAAACCCAAAGAGUGUGCGUGAAUUUAAAAUCUACUUUGUUGAGAUUAAUAUGUAUAAUUUAUAUAAUUAUAAAUAUAUAUAUGUGACAUAUGCGUUUUUAAUAGUUUUUAUUAAAUUUAUGGAAUUGAUUUCCAUUAACUGACAAAUAUUUAAUACAACACGUGGAUUAUAUAGCUUCAUCUUGCAAGUAAAUAAAAUUCAGAUUAUGUGUUUAUAAUUAAUGUGUAAAAGUUACUGUUAAAAUGGCACGCGGUAAAAGACCGAUACGAGGUGGGAAAAGAAAGUUUGAUAGACAUGAUAAUCGACCAAAAUCAAAAAGAGGUAAAUUUAACCUAAAAAGGAAACCGUACAUUCAACAACGUGAUACUCAAAACGAAGAAAUUGAAAAUCGCAGAAAAAUACUGGAGGAGAAAAAAUUACGACAACGAGAAUUAGAAGGUGAUAGUUCAGAUAAUGAGCAAGUAAAUCCUAUGCAAGAUUUGUUAUCCACAUUUUCAAAUACUAAUAAUCUUCAAGAAACUGCUAUUGAAUCUGACUCAGAAAGCGAUGCUUUUGAUAAUGAAGCUGACAUAGAAGCAAAAAGUGACAUUAAUAAGGAUUCAGUAUCACCUUCUGAUAAUUCAGAUGCUGAAGAGAAAUUAUCAAGGGAUGAUGAAGAGAUUAAGGCAAAGGAGUCUGAUGAAGAAGAUCCUGAAACUGCUCAAGAGGAUGCUGGUUAUUUAAAAGAUCUAUUUUCAAUUCAUUUUCAUGAUGAUUUAAGUGAUAAGCAUUAUGAAGCAGUUUCUAGUGUUCCUCAGAUUAUGGAAACACGCAAUGUAGCAUGGCCAAUUCUAGGAAAUCUUAUAUGUCAAAUUCCAAAGCCUAAGGAAGUAGAACAUGUCAUAUCCGAUAAACCUAAAGUUUCUAUUUUAGAAAAUAAACAAUUUGCAAGGUAUGGCAUUGUUCCUUCCUUAAUUGAAACUGUAGAUUGGAAUACAUUGUACAUAAAAUCUCAAAUUCAUGGUAAUAUUACAAGAGCAAAUUAUGCAAAUAUAAAGGAUAAUGUGAACACUGAUCCAUCUCCUCUGACUCCCUUGCAGAGGGAGUUAUUUUCAGUGAUAAAUAAUUAUCAAGACUUGUAUUAUCCUGAAAAAACAUUUUCCAAUGCUGAUCAAAUAAGAUUUAUAUAUUGUUUACAUGCAGUUAACCACAUAUUAAAAACCAGAGUAAAAAUAUUACAUCAUAAUGCAAAAAUAACUAAAUCAAAGGGUAAGAGUAUUGCAGAAAUUUCAGAAGAAUAUAGAGAUCAAGGGCUAGUAAGGCCAAAAGUUUUGAUAAUAGUUCCUUUUAGACAUUCCUGUCUAAAAAUUGUUGAACUCUUAAUAUCUAUUUUAAUUGGAGAAGAUAAAGGUGGCUCUGUGAUGAAUAAAAAGAGAUUCAUGGAAGACUUUAGUGGCAAUGAAUUAGCAAUGCCAAAAAAGAAGCCAAAACCGGAGGAUUAUGAAUUAACAUUUCAAGGAAACAUAGAUGAUACCUUUAAAAUUGGAAUUUCUGUUACGAAAAGAACAUUGAAAUUGUAUUCCGAAUUUUAUUCUUCCGACAUAAUAAUUUCAUCCCUAUUGGGAUUAAGGAUGUUAAUAGGCGCAGAAGGUGAAGCAGAAAGAGAUUACGAUUUUUUGGCAUCCAUAGAAUUAUUAAUUCUAGACCAGGCAGAAAUAUUUUUAAUGCAAAACUGGGAUCACAUGAUCCACGUGUUAAAUCAUUUGCAUUUGCAACCAAAAGAUUUUCAUAAAACAGACUUCUCUAGAGUAAGAAGUUGGUGCGUAAACGGGUGGGCUAAAUACUAUAGACAAACAUUAAUAUUUUCAAGUAUUCACGUGCCUGAAAUAUAUGGAAUAUUUAAUAAGAAAUGUUAUAAUUAUGGUGGAAAAGUAAAGGUAAUAAAUCCUGUUGUUUCUGGAUCCAUUUGCCAAGUGAUUGUACAAGUUCCACAAGUAUUUCAUAGGUUUGAAGCUUCAAGUCACUCUGAAGCCUUGGAACAGAGAAUGGAAUUUUUCGUUUCAAAAAUACUUCCCCAAUACAAAGAUAAAAUUAUGAAUCAUACAUUAAUUUUUGUGCCAUCUUACUUUGAUUUUGUAAAGCUGAGAAAUUAUCUUAAGAAAGAAGAUUAUAGCUUUGUACAAAUUUGCGAAUAUACCAAAGAUGGAAAAAUAUCGAGAGCAAGAGAUUUGUUCUUUCAUAGCGAGGCACAAUUUCUUCUCUAUUCGGAACGAUUUCAUUUUUUCCGUAGAAUUAGAGUGAAAGGUAUAAGGCACAUUAUAUUUUAUGCACCACCGGUCAUGCCUAAGUUUUAUACCGAGAUGUGUAACUUUAUGCAAGAAGCUAAUCAAAAUCCGCGAGCAGGUUCCGAAAGUAACAUGACUGUGACUAUUUUGUAUUGUAAAUACGACAUAAUGCAGCUUUCUGCAAUAGUAGGUACAGAAAGAGCAAAUAAAAUGCUUGGAUCAGAAAGAUCUGUUCACAUGCUUAUGACUGGGGAAUAAAAAUAUGAAAAAAGAAACUUGUUAAUCGUAUAAGUAUUCACUGUGCAUUGUAACAUGUGUAAAAUGAAUAACUAUUGGAAUCUGUAACACAUAUAAUUGAUAACUAGAAAUAUUAUUAUACUUGUAUA